AUGCCUCCUGCCGUGACAGACAGCCUUGACAUCUGGGCAGUGGAUUCACAGAUUGGUGCUGAUGGCUCAAUAUCUGUGGACUUCCUGUUGCCUACUGGAAUCUACAUCAACCUGGAUGUCCCUCGAGAUGCCACCAUAUCUCAUAUUAAACAGCUGUUAUGGAAGCAGGCACAUGCCUAUCCACUCUUUCAUCUCCUCAUGGAGAUUGACUCUUACAUGUUCUCAUGCGUGAAUCAGACUGCUGUACAUGAAGAAUUAGAGGAUGAAACACGGAGACUUUGUGAUGUUAGACCCUUUCUUCCUGUCCUUAAACUAGUGACAAGGAAUUGUGAUCCAGGAGAAAAGUUGGAUUCCAAAAUAGGUGUCCUUAUAGGCAAAGGUCUCCAUGAGUUCGAUGCCUUACAAGAUCCUGAAGUGAAUGACUUCCGAUCUAAAAUGCGGAGAAUCAGUGAGGAAAAGAUUCAGUCGCUUGUGGGUCUCUCCUGGAUGGACUGGUUAAAGCACACUUACCCACCAGAACAGGAACCUGUUAUCCCAGAGAGCUUCCAAGAUAAGCUCUAUAGUGGAAAUCUUGUAGUGGCUGUUCAUUUUGAUAACUGCCAGGAUGUAUUUAGUUUUCAGGUGUCUCCUAACAUGAAUCCCAUCAAGCUGAAUGAGCUGGCAAUCCGAAAACGUUUGACUAUCCAUGGAAAAGAAGAUGAGGAAGUUGAUCCUGCUGACUAUGUGCUGCAAGUUAGCGGAAGGCUAGAAUAUGUUUUUGGUGAUCACCCGUUAAUUCAGUUUCAGUAUAUACGCAACUGUGUGAUGAACAGGACUCUUCCUCAGCUGACCCUAGUUGAGUGUUGCACCAUAAAGAAAAUGUGCGAGCAGGAGAUGAUUGCCAUAGAAGCUGCCAUAAACCGAAAAUCAUCCAACCUUCCUCUUCCUCUGCCACCAAAAAAGACAAGAACAACAACUAGUGUAUGGGAUAUUGCCAACCCUUUCAAGAUUAUUCUGUUGAAGGGUAAUAAACUAAAUACAGAAGAAAAUGCCAAAGUUCAUGUUAGGGCUGGUCUUUUCCAUGGUACAGAGCUCCUUUGUAAAACUAUUGUAAGCACAGAAAUAUCUGGGAGAAGUGACCACAUUUGGAAUGAAGUACUAGAGUUUGAAAUAAACGUCUGUGAUCUACCAAGAAUGGCAAGGCUCUGCUUUGCAGUUUAUGCUGUGAUGGAUAAGAUGAAAACUAAAAAGUCAACCAAAGCAAUGAAUCCUUCCAAAUACCAAACCAUUAGGAAAGCAGGAAAAGUGCAUUAUCCUGUAGCCUGGAUAAAUACCAUGGUAUUUGAUUAUAAAGGACAGUUGAAGAAUGGAGAACUGGUACUGCACAGCUGGUCAUCAUUUCCUGAUGAACUUGAAGAAAUGUUGAAUCCAAUGGGAACUGUCCAGACUAACCCUUACACUGAAAAUGCAACAGCUUUGCACAUUAGAUUUCAAGAAUAUUCAAAACAGCCUAUUAAUUACCCUCCCUUUGAUAAGAUACUUGAAAAGGCAGCUGAGAUUGCAAGAAGCAGUGACAAUGCUGCAAUGGCGGGUCGAGGUGGUAAGAAGUUUUAUGUUGUGCUAAAAGAAAUAAUGGAAAGAGAUCCUUUAUCUCAACUCUGUGAAAAUGAAAUGGAUCUUAUUUGGACUUUGCGAUAUGACUGUCGUGAAAAUUUUCCACAAUCAUUGCCAAAACUGCUGCUCUCUUUAAAAUGGAACAAACUUGAAGAUGUUGCUCAGCUUCAGGCUCUUCUUCAGAUAUGGCCCAAGCUGCUGCCUAGAGAAGCAUUAGAAUUGUUGGAUUUCAAUUAUCCAGACCAGUAUGUCCGAGAAUAUGCAGUGGGUUGUUUAAAGCAAAUGAGCGAUGAAGAGCUCUCUCAGUAUCUUCUUCAACUUGUGCAAGUCCUGAAGUAUGAACCUUUUCUUGAUUGUGCUCUCUCCAGAUUUCUAUUAGAGAGAGCACUCGCUAAUAGGAGAAUAGGACAGAUGUUGUUCUGGCAUCUAAGGUCAGAGGUUCACAUACCUGCCGUUUCAGUGCAGUUUGGUUUGAUACUUGAAGCUUACUGCCGAGGAAGUGUUGCUCAUAUGAAAGUGCUUGCUAAACAGGUGGAAGCCCUUAAUAAAAUGAAGACUUUAAAUAGUCUAAUUAAGCUGAAUGCCAUGAAGCAAAGCAAAGCAAAAGGAAAAGAUGCGAUGCAUACGUGCUUGAAACAAAAUGCUUACAGAGAAGCACUUUCUGACCUCCAGUCUCCUCUGAAUCCUUCUGUUAUACUUUCAGAACUACAUGUUGACAAGUGUAGAUACAUGGAUUCUAAAAUGAAGCCUCUGUGGAUAGUAUACAACAAUAAAAUGUUCGGAGGAGAUCUUGUGGGGAUCAUCUUUAAAAAUGGUGACGAUCUCCGACAGGACAUGUUGACGCUCCAGAUUUUGCGUUUGAUGGACAUACUUUGGAAAGAAGCUGGUCUGGAUCUCCGGAUAUUGCCAUAUGGCUGUUUAGCAACUGGAGAUCACUCUGGCCUUAUUGAGGCUGUUUCCAGUUCAGAAACCAUUGCUGACAUUCAGUUAAAUAGUAGCAAUGUUGCUGCUGCUGCUGCCUUCAACAAAGACGCGCUCUUAAACUGGCUGAAGGAAUACAAUUCAGGAGAUGACUUGGAUCGAGCCAUUGAAGAAUUUACUCUGUCUUGUGCUGGCUACUGUGUAGCUACAUACGUAUUGGGGAUCGGUGACAGACACAGUGACAAUAUCAUGGUCAGAAAAAAUGGUCAGCUCUUUCAUAUAGAUUUUGGGCAUAUUCUUGGAAACUUCAAGUCCAAGUUUGGAAUUAAAAGGGAACGGGUACCUUUCAUACUCACCUAUGAUUUCAUUCAUGUUAUUCAACAAGGAAAAACAGGGAACACUGAAAAAUUUGGUCGGUUCCGCCAGUAUUGUGAAGAAGCAUACUUGAUUCUGCGAAAACAUGGAAACCUAUUUAUUACACUCUUUGCACUGAUGUUAACUGCAGGGCUUCCAGAGCUAACCUCUGUCAAGGACAUCCAGUAUCUCAAGGACUCUCUCGCCUUAGGGAAGAGUGAGGAAGAAGCACUAAAACAGUUUAAGCAAAAGUUUGAUGAAGCACUCCGGGAAAGUUGGACUACUAAAGUGAACUGGAUGGCUCACACUGUUCGAAAAGAUUACAGAUCCUAGAAAAUUUUUUGCAUUUGCACUAAGCUGAAUGUUACCUUGAUAAGUGUUUUUAAAGGGGACCUGUAGUAUGGACCAACAAAACUUCUUUCAAAUAAGGAAGAAAACAAAACAACAACAAAAAGAAAUGGGCUGAAAUAAUUCCUGAGUCUUUUGCACUCUGCUUCUGAAUGCUUGAUUCCAAGACUGUCUCUAGAAAUAGUGAACAUCCUGGAUAAUCAGUUCCUGCUGACUUUGCACGCUGAGAGCUACUAGGCAUUUUUAAAAAUUCUUUGGUACUUUAUGGAGGUGUAUAUAUUUGUUUUUUUACGUUAGGGUAAUGUACUCUAACAUACUCAGGAGGUUUGAAGACCUCUGACAGAACUGUUCUUUGUUUAAAGUUGGGACUUGAAAAGUAAAUUUUUUUUUAUAUCCUAAUCUGGCUAAAAAUGACCGUAUUGUGUAUAUUUUUCAUAUGAACUCUGCCCUGCUGGCACAGAUGUAUUAAUUCUACUGUAAAUAGCAACCACAGUAUCAUUGUACUACAGGGAGCUGCUUCAUGUCUUACACUGCUGC
Messenger RNA from Gavia stellata (red-throated loon), 3753 nucleotides. It is a transcript of the gene PIK3CB, whose product is annotated as phosphatidylinositol-4,5-bisphosphate 3-kinase catalytic subunit beta. Gene Ontology annotation, molecular function: 1-phosphatidylinositol-4-phosphate 3-kinase activity; 1-phosphatidylinositol-3-kinase activity. The transcript has 22 exons. The record is from RefSeq and is a predicted model, not a curated record. The coding region runs from base 1 to 3201 and encodes 1066 amino acids. Gene Ontology annotation, cellular component: cytoplasm; phosphatidylinositol 3-kinase complex; plasma membrane. NCBI's taxonomy places the organism in Eukaryota, Metazoa, Chordata, Aves, Gaviiformes, Gaviidae. Gene Ontology annotation, biological process: phosphatidylinositol 3-kinase/protein kinase B signal transduction; phosphatidylinositol-mediated signaling; cell migration.